Lethenteron reissneri (Far Eastern brook lamprey) is the source of this 1126-nucleotide messenger RNA. Its product is annotated as zinc finger protein 391-like. Gene Ontology annotation, molecular function: DNA-binding transcription factor activity, RNA polymerase II-specific. The record is from RefSeq and is a predicted model, not a curated record. Gene Ontology annotation, cellular component: nucleus. Gene Ontology annotation, biological process: regulation of transcription by RNA polymerase II. Lineage: Eukaryota; Metazoa; Chordata; Hyperoartia; Petromyzontiformes; Petromyzontidae.
AUGGCCUCCGCGCUGGCUGUGGACUCGUGCGUGGACUUCUCGGCGUGGCUGAAGGCGCAGGGCGUGAAUGCCGAGGUAGCCCGGGCCAUAGACUCUGAGCUCGGCAUCCGCGACUACGGAGUCCUGCGCGCCUGCGUGGGCGACGGCCACGUCCGCGCCGAGCUUCUGGCCGCGGCGCGCGACCGCCUGCCCUUCGGCUUCUACGCCGUGCUGCGCCAGUUCGUGCGCUCGCUGCACCUGCCGGAGGCCGAGGGGCCGCGGUCAGAGACGGCGCUGGGCGACCUGCUGGACGUGCUGGUGGUGCUGUUCGGCGGACUCGGCCGGGAGCUGCUGCUCUCCGCGCAGAAGCUGGGGGAGUUGGACGGCGGCCGGACGACCCCGCAGACGGAGAGGUUGAGGAGCACCACGACGGAGGAUAACCGCGGUGAAGCGGACGAGCGUAAACUCUCAAGUAACAUUAACUGCGCAGAGUUUGGAAACUUUGAACCCCCCUCAUCGGCUCAGGCUUUCGAAGCUCCUGAGUGGACCAACCCGGCUGCGGGUGAAGACGACGUGCUGACCUCAUCCAUGGAUUGCGCAAACGCAAACCACCUGUGGAACAGAAUUAAGCUGGAACAAGUUGAAGCCGUUUCUUCCUACGAGUCUCUGAGAGCGAUGGGCGCAGAGAAGCCGUUCCCGUGCGAGGAGUGUGGCCGGAGCUUUGCCAGCCCUGCCGACCUCAAAAAGCACGCGGUGGUCCACGCGUCAGGCCGCUGGCCCCACUUGUGCGACGCCUGCGGAAAGUGCUUCUCCAAGGCAUCGCACCUGACGCGCCACUGCAGGACGCACACGGGCGAGCGGCCCUACGAGUGUGACCUCUGCGGCAAGGCCUUCUCCCAGGUGCCCAACCUCAAGAGGCACCGGAGGACCCACAGCGGAGAGCCGCCCGUGGCGCCGUGCGCUGACUACGACGGGGGAUUCUCGCGCGGCCCGCAGCUGGUGGCGCACCGGUGGCUGAAGCACGGCAAAGGCGGCACACCAUCACCGCCGCUGCCAUCAACGUCGUAUGGAGACGGUAGUCGCGAGGAUUAAAACGGAGACUGCCCUCCGCGCAUCUUACAUGUCCGCCGGCUUUCGUCAAUAAAGC